AUGGAGCUUUCUCAACUUGGUUUUCUUGAUGAACUACUUGCUCCGAGAAAAGACACUUGGAAUGCUUUGUCCACUGGCUUGAAUGAGUUACUUCCCAGUGGUUGGAGCUUUGACUCUUUUGAUGAGAACCAAAGUUUAGCAACUUUGAAUCCAUCAUUUGCUGCAUUUUCGACUCCAAUAGACCAAAGAUUUGAAUGUCCUUAUGGAAGUGAAACAGCAUACCCUUUUGUUGAUGGCUUCACAUUGCCAGAGCUUGAUUCAUCAUACACUAGGAAUGAUGAGUCUGCACCACUUUUACCUCAAGAAGAUAAUCCCUCAAUGGAGGAUGAAGAGUUUGGCUUUCUGGGUAGCGAUAACAUGAAUUUGGAACAAACAAAAAGUGGCUGCAAAAUUGAGGAACAAGUGACAGAGAUUCCGGUCUUCAACAUGGGCAUGUGUGGAGAGAAAAGGCCCAAAUCCAAGAAACUAGAAGGGCAGCCUUCAAAGAAUCUCAUGGCAGAAAGAAGGAGAAGAAAGCGUUUGAAUGAUCGCCUUUCCAUGCUGAGGUCAAUAGUCCCUAAGAUCAGCAAGAUGGACAGGACCUCCAUUCUUGGAGAUACCAUUGAUUACAUGAAAGAGCUUCUAGAAAGGAUAGGUAAGUUGCAAGAAGAAGAGAUGGAGGAGGGAACUAAUCAGAUAAACCUUUUGGGCAUUUCUAAGGAGCUGAAGCCAAAUGAAGUAAUGGUAAGAAAUUCCCCCAAGUUUGAUGUUGAGAGAAGAGACCAAGACACAAGGAUCAGCAUCUGCUGUGCCACAAAGCCAGGAUUACUGCUGUCAACAGUGAACACCUUAGAAGCAUUAGGCCUUGAGAUUCACCAGUGUGUUAUAAGCAGUUUCAAUGAUUUUUCAAUGCAAGCAUCUUGCUCAGAGGCAGUAGAGCAGACAAAUUGUAUGAGCCCGGAAGAUAUAAAGCAAGCACUAUUCAGAAAUGCAGGUUAUGGUGGAAGAUGUCUCUAGGAGAAAGAUGGAAAACUGAUAUA
Abrus precatorius (Indian licorice) is the source of this 1019-nucleotide messenger RNA. RefSeq names its product transcription factor bHLH93-like. The record is from RefSeq and is a predicted model, not a curated record. Gene Ontology annotation, molecular function: sequence-specific DNA binding; DNA-binding transcription factor activity; protein dimerization activity. The transcript is spliced from 4 exons. Lineage: Eukaryota; Viridiplantae; Streptophyta; Magnoliopsida; Fabales; Fabaceae. Gene Ontology annotation, cellular component: nucleus. Gene Ontology annotation, biological process: regulation of DNA-templated transcription. Bases 1 to 996 code for a protein of 331 amino acids.